Molecule: messenger RNA, 716 nt
Organism: Cicer arietinum (chickpea)
Lineage: Eukaryota; Viridiplantae; Streptophyta; Magnoliopsida; Fabales; Fabaceae
Source: RefSeq, a predicted model, not a curated record
UUCUUUUCACAUCGGUUUUCUAAUAUCAGCUUAAACCUACCACAAAGCUUUGUUUCCAUCGUAUUCUUUUCACAUCUCCAGCAAACAACUUUCAGCCAUUCUCUGUUCUCCUUUUUCUUUCUCUUUAUUGAAUCUUUCUUUUCUUAUGCAAUUUUUUUCUGUUUUUUUUUUGAACUAUGUUUUUCUGUUGUUUUUCCAACUCUAUUUUUCGUUUGCUUUUUUCUAUCCUUUUUAGGAUUUUCCCUUUCACUUUGCUAGUGUACAGAAAGAAAAAUAGCUGUUGUGAACGAUUUCCCUUCCCUCCGGGUAGCAUAAAUAAGGAAAGCUUGAUGUUCAAGUUUCCCAUAUUUCCUUUCUUUCUGAAUCAAUCAAGUAAUCAUAAUGCACCACACCCUUCCAAUUCCAAAAUCAUAAUUGAUUCUGUCCGUCGUUCUUAUCGAUCUUUCCGUCUCUCCCUCCUGGGUCAAUCUUCAAUCUCUAUCUUUGAAGAUUGUUUAUUGAAAUUUGGGUCUCUGUGUUUAGUUUUUAGUGAGAAGGAGCUGAAUUCCAGGAUUCAGCUCGAACAAUCUGCAACUGUGAAGGUUUUUGCUGCAAGAAGUUGGAAAUGAAAUCUAGAAGAGAAACAACCAUAAUCUAAGAGAUUAUCCUUUUUGUGCUGAAAGUUCCCUUUGAUUUUACUUAUCAUUUUGCAAAGUGGUAAAUUGAAAAUAUCUUUA